AGUUCGAUCUCGAGACUGGGAGUUUAAGAGGAGCCUGUUAGCGGUACAAACGUCAUGGAUGUUCGCUACGAGCAAUAUGUAGGAGAAGAGCGAGAUCUGGAAGCCAUGAUGACGCUGGUCGAUCAGGAACUUAGCGAACCCUAUAAUAUUUAUACAUUCCGUUACUUCCUCGAGACCUGGCCGCAUCUUUGCUUCUUGGCAUAUCCUGCUCAAGAAGAUGCUGGAGCGAUCUCAUCUCUGCAGCAACCAAUAGCUUGUGUGAUAAGUAAACAAGAAUCGCACAAAGGCAAACGGAGUCGUGGCUAUAUAGCCAUGCUAAGCGUAGAGCGAUCUUGGCGUCGGAAAGGGAUAGCACGGAAACUGGUCGAGAUGACCAUCGAAGCCAUGCGAGAGCAAGAUGCUCAAGAGGUCAUUCUGGAAACAGAAUAUGAUAAUUUGGCCUCCCUAACCCUGUACGGUUCUCUGGGGUUCUUCAGAGAAAAGAGGCUACACCGGUUCUACCUCAACGGGAAGGAUGCAUACCGGCUCGUACUGCCUUUGCCAUCACAAGACACCGACGAUGAAGAUUCUGGAGCGAUCAGCGAUAGUCAAUCCGAAAAGAGUCUGGCUAGAGCGAGACUUUCCAGCGCAGCCGAUUGGGUGAUUGCCAACGGUGAAGAAACGGUAUCCACCCAAGAUAUCGAACGACAUAGUCGGGCAGGAGGAGAGUACUUGUCAGAUAAAGGCCACAAUACAAAGAGGGAGAUUGCAUCGAUUCUGGAGGGGAUCAACCGGACAGACAUCGCUUGAACAAGAGCAUGCAUGCUAGACCUAAAUGUAUAAUACCUUCACUACCGGACGUCUAUUUGACGAUACAACGAAAAUGUUCGCAGCACAUAGAAACCGAUAU
Messenger RNA from Filobasidium floriforme, 889 nucleotides. RefSeq names its product acyl-CoA N-acyltransferase. The record is from RefSeq and is a predicted model, not a curated record. Gene Ontology annotation, cellular component: NatC complex. Bases 55 to 789 code for a protein of 244 amino acids. NCBI's taxonomy places the organism in Eukaryota, Fungi, Basidiomycota, Tremellomycetes, Filobasidiales, Filobasidiaceae. Gene Ontology annotation, molecular function: protein-N-terminal amino-acid acetyltransferase activity. The transcript has 8 exons. Gene Ontology annotation, biological process: N-terminal peptidyl-methionine acetylation.